This is a messenger RNA of Cynara cardunculus var. scolymus (artichoke), 1321 nucleotides long. RefSeq lists its product as uncharacterized. The record is from RefSeq and is a predicted model, not a curated record. Gene Ontology annotation, molecular function: oxidoreductase activity. The transcript is spliced from 7 exons. The coding region runs from base 75 to 1193 and encodes 372 amino acids. Lineage: Eukaryota; Viridiplantae; Streptophyta; Magnoliopsida; Asterales; Asteraceae.
ACUUGUGAAAUUCCAAAUCAAAACCAUUCUCAUCCUCAUCAAAUUCACCAAAAACCUUUUGAUUCUUGAAGAAGAUGAUCACAAUUCCCUCAUCAUCAUCAUCAUCAUCAUCAUCUCCAAUUUUCGGUUCUUCAUUCUCAUCCUCCGUUAAUCCCCCAUCAUCAACCUUCGUUUCUGUCAAAUUUCUUCCCCCAUCAACCAUGAAUCAUUCCGCUAAAACCCUAUCCAAAUUCUCGAUCGUUUCCGCUUCUAAAUCCACUCACCAAUCACCAUCGAAGGUUGGUGAUUCAUUCUUUAGGAACGUGAUUUCGAGUAUGGAACAAGUAUAUUUGAGUAAAAAUCCAACUGCUAAAUCGAUCUUGGAGCUUGUUAGAUCUACAGAUGUUAAUCAAAUUUGCUACGAUCAUCUUGCCUAUCGAACAUUUGGGGUAAAUGAUUACGGGAUCGACUCUGUGUCGAAAUUCUUUCUGGAUUUUGGUUAUACUCAACAGGAAGAGUUGAGAUUUCCACAAAAGAAGCUGAAAGCUCUCUGGUUUUCUCCUCCAAGUGUCUCCGCUAUUAAUGGCGGCAGUGGCAGCGGUGUUCAUGGACCCUUGCCCAGAAUCUUCAUCUCAGAGCUUAUCGUAGAUCAAAUGAGUGUCCAGGCCCAGGAAAUAAUUAGAAAAUACGUAGAGCUAUCGGGUGCCGGAUAUAAACAUGCUGUGGUUUCAAGUGCGGUUGGUUGUUUGCCAUGGCCAAAACCUUCGCAUUCGGAGUUCCAACAAUUAGCUAGCGAAAGCGAGUACGCUGCAUGGACUCUCGUGAACGGAUACUCGGUGAAUCAUGUCACGAUCUCCACUCAUCGGCUGAAAUCUUGCUUGAAGAACAUCAAGAAUCUUAACCGGUUCAUCGAGGACAACGGGUUCAAGUUGAACUCUGAAGGGGGUGUUCUCAAGGUGAGCCCAGAUGCCCUACUGCUGCAAAGUUCGACGGUUGCAGAUUCUAUCCCGUUUGAAUUUUCCGAUGGUGUCAAAGACUCGGUCCCUUGUUCAUAUAUCGAGUUUGCUGAACGACUUGUAUUGCCAGAAUACAGAUAUUUACCUGAAGAUAAGAUUGAGGAGAUCCAUAGACGCGAUGGAUUUGAGGUCGGUAAUGCGGACAAAAUAUUCGAGAGCACAUCGAAGGAUCAGGUAACUAGGAAAGGUGUAGCGUAAAGAAACCGAGUGAUUAGAAUGAAGCAUUGUAGCGUAAAAAAACCGAGUGAUUAGAAUGAAGUACAACUUGAUCGUUUGUAACUAAAUGUAAUUGACAACUUUUACUCAGCCGAUAUGUUUGGUUAUCA